UUUGCCGGUUACCAAAAAAAAUUUUUUUUUAUAUUUAAGAAUUGAAAUGAAUGAGCGCUUUUUUUGUUGUGCGCAACACUGCUGGAGAGAAAGGAAGAAAGGAAAGGUAAAAAAGAAUAUUUACUAGAAGCGUUGUUUUCCUGUCUAAUAUAUAAAAUGUUUAUUUGUGAACGUACAAUGAUUUGUUAAAAAAAAGUUUGAGCACAGCGCGAGAUUGUGAUUGUGCUUGAAAAUGUGAAGAAAGUCGAGAAUAGGGGAAAAACAUAAAUAGAAAGCAAUAAAUAAAAAUAACAACAACAAUAAAUAAUGUAAUAAUGAUGUUGUUUUGUAAUAAAGAAAUGUUUUUUAUACGUUUGUUCUUAAGUUUUUAAGUUUGUACUUAAGUUUUAGUUUGUGUUAGAGUUGGUGUUAAGUUUUUAAGUUUGUUUCUGUUGUUUUCAAGCUUGUGCUUAAUCUUUUGUUUACUUUUAAGUUUUCGGUUUGUUUUCCUUGUUUUUGUUCUGGUUUCAAGUUUGUUUAUCAAGCCUCAAGUUUUACGUUUGUCUUAUCUCUACAUUAUUAGAUGUUUAAGGUUUAAUAGUUUACAUGUUUUUCCUUCCCAUGUUUUAAGUUCAAUCCUAAGUUUUUUAGUAUUUUUGUUGUAGUUUAAGUAUCAAAUUUUAACAAUUGUAAUAAUUUAUAAGCAACAUUAAAAGCUUUUUUAUUACUUUUAUUUAUAUUAAGUAAAAAUAAAAUCUUCCGCCGAUUUUCUAAAAUUUUUACAAUUUCCUUUAUUGUAUUUUUAUUAUACAUACUACUCUCCCAUCAAUUCCCAAUUUCCGUCCCAAUCAACUCCCGGCCAUUACGCCUCUUAUUGCGCAUGAUUUGCUUGAACAAGAGCAAUAAUAGAAAGCAGGUUGUGUUGUUGCUUCACAUUGAGAGCGAGUCUGUCGGCUGCUUUACUUUGCUGUGUUAUUCUUUUUGCUUUCCCCUUUCUUUUUUUCUUUACAGUCAGCUGGAUGGAUAGUCGUCUCCCUUUCGUUUUUUUCUUCUUUUUUUCCAUCCGCUCUCGAAUGAACACGCCGGCUCUUCUCUUUUUUCUACUUGUAAUAAAAUGGAAGGGGACAAAAGGAACAACAAUUGGCGCAAGUUUGGCUCUAGAGGAGGUGUUGAGCACACGGAAAAUGCGCGAUGUGAGAUUGGGGGUUGAUGAUAGAAGGAUGGAAGUGAAGGGGGAAUGGAAGAGGGGGGAGGGGGGUAAAUGGGGGGAAGGGGUAAGCAGGAAAGAGAGACAAGCACACACUCUUCAACGGCAAGGUUGAGGUGUAAAGGGUUGUGAAAUAGGUAAAAAAAUUUGAUGGUAAGUUGGCAAUUUGCUAUUUUUUUGGUGCUUUAGAUGACAAAAACCGGAAUUUUUAAGGCAGCCAAUAGUGGCAAAUGGCAAGAGAUGAGUAAGGAAAGGAAGGAAUUAAAUAGCUGCUGCCUGGCCCUAAAUACAAAACAACAAAAGCAAAAAAGCGUCUCUCUCUCUAGUAUUUUCUAUAGUAAGCAAGAGGCAAGAGAAGGAAUCGCUUAUUUUUCCACACAGGAAAGUGGAAAAUUUUAGGAAUUAAAAAUAAAUUGUUGUGCGCAUGGUUGAGCGUUUUUAGGCUAAAAAAACUUUGUCCCCUCUUAAAGGCCUUUUUUUUAAAUUUUAUGAGAAAGUGACAUGACGGGAUCAGCCGUAAAUGGCGAGAAAGAAAAAGGUGGUAGGGGGAGAAAAUGG
Messenger RNA from Meloidogyne enterolobii, 1744 nucleotides. NCBI's taxonomy places the organism in Eukaryota, Metazoa, Nematoda, Chromadorea, Rhabditida, Meloidogynidae. The record is from the annotation of a GenBank genome assembly.